Messenger RNA from Rhododendron vialii, 935 nucleotides. RefSeq names its product ycf20-like protein. Bases 1 to 618 code for a protein of 205 amino acids. The record is from RefSeq and is a predicted model, not a curated record. Lineage: Eukaryota; Viridiplantae; Streptophyta; Magnoliopsida; Ericales; Ericaceae. The transcript has 2 exons.
AUGUUGGAGUCAUCUCUGCCAUUGAUGGAAAAUGGAAUCUAUACAAAGUUAUAUAUUAUGCCUAGAAGAUGUCAUACUAUCCUGAACUGGAACAAUAUACCAAUUUUCAAAGGGCAAACAUUGAAGCUUGGCAUGAAGUCUGCACCUUCCCCUAAAAAAAGUUCUCUCCAGAAAAGACAGGUUUGGAAAAUAGCCUUUGCUUUAGACACUGGUGGAAUUCCCAGUGGUGGACAAGAAGCCCAAGACCGCCUUGACGACGAUGCCAAGGGCCUGCGCGGGACCCGAUUGGGCCGGAUAGCGAGUGCAGGCGGGAAACAGCUGUUGGAGAAACUGAACGCGGCUAGAAAGAACUUUCCCAUGAAGGUAUUUCUAGUUCUACUGGGCUUCUACACGGCAAAUGCACUGGCUACGAUUCUAGGACAAACUGGCGACUGGGAUGUGCUUGUCGCAGGUGUCGUGGUUGCUGCCAUCGAGGGUAUUGGCAUGCUCAUGUACAGAAGAAGGAAGCGCCCAUCUCUAACUACCGGGAGGUUGCAGUCUUUGGUGGCGAUGAUAAACUAUUGGAAGGCUGGUGUUUGCCUUGGCCUCUUUGUAGAUGCUUUCAAAUUAGGUAGCUAAUUUAUCCUCCUCCGGGGACAUUUCUCUUACCUUUCAUCCUUUAUUCUCUCGGAGGUCUUGUCAGAAAGAAGGUUUUCUCCUGCCAUUCAUUUUGUUGUGAGCUUAGAGCAGAUGAGCAGUCGCUUAUGGUAGUCUUAGUUUGAAGGUUAUGCUAGUGUACCCAUCCCCAGAGGGAGUCGGCAGGGCUGAUAAAUGAGCCGGGCAAAUCCAGCCUUCAGUUAUUCAAGUUUGGUUUGAAAUUUGAGCUAGCUUCAAAAGUAUGUAUAAACUUGAAUUGUUUAUCAGGUGAAGUCGAUCUUAAACAAGUUUAAAUCAAA